GCAAGCGCUUAUAUCGAUGAUGCUGUCCUGAACCAGCAAACCGACGYCGUGACACCGAUCGAUUGUCUCAAGUGCUUUUUCUUCGUACACCGUUUUCCUACGUCUGGRAACUGGAACAAACUCAUUACGCCGCCCAUUGCUAUUAAUUAUUUUUGGCCCACUUUUCCACCUAGUCCUAGGAUUCAGCUCUAUAGUUGGACACCUCGUCCUUGCGGUUCAGUCGCUUUCCCAGUUAGUUUGGUCUGUCCAUUUYACAGACCGAUGUAAUCAACAACGCAAAUCGUAUACUACCACACAUCACAUGGUCGCUCUUGCACUAUUUGUUUUGAAGAAUUAUCUGAUCUUCAAUUUGUGAGAACAUUUACUCAAUAAACCGAUGGUUAUAGAAAUAUUAAUGCCAUACAGGGUUGAACCUAAUAGAAAUUCUYCAAUCGAGAAUAUACAAGCCAAGAAAAUUCAUUGAACCAGUUAGACUGAAGUCAAAGCAUUUAUUAAAUUUUUUCCAAUAAAGGAUAUUUAUACAUUUUUUGCAUUGACCAAACAUUCUUAAGCACCUGUAAAUAAAUAUUAAAAUAAUAUCUUAAAAUGAAUCAACUCACAGAAGGAGGUAAUCGAUCGUCAUACCCAAGAAAUUUACCCCUACAGAGCGCAGUUUCUGAUUUCGCUAUUUACGACUCAAUAUUUGAAGGUGCUUCACAUAUACAAUUUAGACCUCUGCCAUUUCAUCGUGUCAGAACUGUACUUGUCCCAACRAUGCGUGUUGAAUUCAAACCUUUUUUAAGAGCUGCUGGAGUUGAUAACGUAAACUGUCGUUUUGGCGCUGACUUUUAUUUGUCGUUAUCAGAUGUUGUACAAAUAAGCACACAAUACAAAGAUGGAAAGCCGACCUGCAAAUUGCAGAUUCGUAUUGGCGAAAUGAUACCAGAAUUAGGUGAUAUUUCUGAAAUAUUACCACAACCAAUAAAAGCGUGGAUCAAUACUAAACAAGUACCUAUUGACGUUAUAACAAGCCCYUUAGUGCUUGAUGCUGUUGAUUAUUUGCAUUUAAAUACUGUUAAUGUCAAUACUCUCAGAUUUCUUUGGCCACCAUGUUAUAGUACAUUUUUUUURACAGUAUAUUUGGUGGAUAUGAUUGCCGUUGAAGAAGUAGUGAGAGAAAUACAAACAAACGAGGAUCGAUUUAUUCUUGCAUUUAAUACAAAAAAAACAGCCACGGAAUUGUUGGAACGUUCUGGUAGCGAUUUAGAUGUGACUAGCUAUAAGUUAAGUCUUUUGUGUCCAAUAAUUAAAAUAAGAAUGACACUGCCUGCCAAAUCAAUAUACUGUAAACAUUUACAGUGUUUUGACCUGCAAGCUUUUAUUUCUUCGAAUAAGAUGAAACCCUCAUGGUAUUGCCCUUUAUGCUUUGCAACUUGUAAAUUGGAUCAUUUGAAAAUAGACUCGUUCUUAUUGUUUGUUGUCAAUAGUAUAAAAGUGCCUAAAACGUGCAAGGAAAUAGAACUAUAUGCGAAUGGCAAAUGGAAACCAUGUAUAGUKAACAGAGGUAUUUCUGGUAUAUUUUGCGGUCCUUCAGAAAAAAAUAUUCUUGAAAUUGAUUUGGAUAACUCGGAUGAUGAAGACCCGGGCAAUAUUGUAAGAACAUUAUUACCGAGGACAAAUUCAGGGAAUUCCAAUGAUUCAAAAUUAAACGUUUGCAUUGAUACACCUAUAAAGACGGGGGAAACCAACUCUGAAGAAGAUCAGCCAUAGUUCAAAAUUACGAAAAAAGAAGAAACUAAUGAUUAAAAUCGAUAAUACUAUGUCAUUUCAAAU
Molecule: messenger RNA, 1812 nt
Organism: Diuraphis noxia (Russian wheat aphid)
Lineage: Eukaryota; Metazoa; Arthropoda; Insecta; Hemiptera; Aphididae
Product: E3 SUMO-protein ligase PIAS4-A-like
Biological process (GO): protein sumoylation
Cellular component (GO): chromatin
Molecular function (GO): SUMO ligase activity; zinc ion binding
Source: RefSeq, a predicted model, not a curated record